This is a messenger RNA of Phlebotomus papatasi, 1209 nucleotides long. Its product is annotated as methylenetetrahydrofolate reductase (NADPH). Gene Ontology annotation, cellular component: cytosol. Gene Ontology annotation, biological process: tetrahydrofolate interconversion. Gene Ontology annotation, molecular function: FAD binding; methylenetetrahydrofolate reductase [NAD(P)H] activity. Lineage: Eukaryota; Metazoa; Arthropoda; Insecta; Diptera; Psychodidae. The coding region runs from base 60 to 977 and encodes 305 amino acids. The transcript is spliced from 2 exons. The record is from RefSeq and is a predicted model, not a curated record.
UCCGUCAUUAGAACUUUCGUGAAUGAAAUUUCCGUUGAGUGAAAUUCCGCCUAGAAGCCAUGGAAAGGAGCGAGGAAAAGGCGGGAAAUCCUUUGGAGAUAUCAAAAGGAGCUUUUGGAGAAAAGAAGCUUAUCGAGGUGAUUCAGGACAGAGCCCGCAGGAAGGAACUCUUUUACUCCAUCGAAGUUACCCCUUCGGAUCCUCCUCUCAAUUUAGAUUCCCUCCAGCCUCCUCCACUCUUUGCCAGCAUCACCUGGAUUUCUGAUAAGAAUCUCGUAGCCUUCCGGAAGGAUCCCCAAUCCUGCCCAGCUCUGCAGUGGAUGAAGGUGUUGAGAGAGAAAUUCCCAGUUCUUUCGCAUCUGACAUGCCUGAAUAUGACGCCGGAGGAUUUGGAGGGAAUUGUGGAAGUUGGGGAUUUGAAGAGUAUCCUGGCUCUUCAGGGAGAUGCUUCCGGUCCUGCCCCAGCGCGCUUUGAACACGCUGUGGACUUGGUUCGUUGGCUGCGUCAGAGACUCCCGGACGCGACAAUUGGCGUUGCCGGAUAUCCCCACACUCACUUCCUGGCUUUGUCGCCUUUGGAUGAUUUGCACCGUUUGAGGGAAAAAGUUGAAGCCGGUGCAGAUUUUAUCAUCACUCAAAUAACUUUUUCUUCUUCUGACUUCAUUGGUUUCGUCAGAAAAUGUCGCUUCCUGAAAAUCACCUGUCCCAUGCUUCCGGGAGUAUUUAUCCCUCCCACUUUUGAGUCUCUUCUAUUUGUCACCAAAAUAUCUAGAAUACCAGUUGAAGAGGAACUUUGGGAAAAAUUUAAAAGCAAGAAAGAUGAUCUUGAGGCUUUCCAGGAAUUUUCUCUGAAUGAAGCUGAAAAAUGGAUGAAAGAGGUUCUGGCUGAAUGUCCAGAAGACGUCUUUGGGUUUCACAUUUUCACAUGGAAUAACUUAGAAAUGACUGAAAAACUAAUAAAACGAUUUAAAUUCUAAUAAAAAUUUCAAUCAAUUUCAAAUAAUUCCCGGGAAAAUUCCCUUCAAAUGUGCUUUUAUGGCAAAAUGGAUAAAAUAAUGGAUUUCAGUUAAAUAUAUUAGAUUGUCAAAGCUUUUAUGUCGAUAGUGUAUCAAGAGUGAGAAAUCUUGGAUUAUAGAAAUUUAUAUCAAAUGUUACGGAAGAUUCCCUUGAAAAAUGGUUCCAAUAAAAUUUGACAAAAUUGUUCAUCAA